Molecule: messenger RNA, 2321 nt
Organism: Microbotryum saponariae
Lineage: Eukaryota; Fungi; Basidiomycota; Microbotryomycetes; Microbotryales; Microbotryaceae
Source: the annotation of a GenBank genome assembly
AUGAAGCUACUGCCUUGCCUCUACGCCGUCGUCGCGCUACCGCUCGUGCAGCUUGUCGCGUCGGCACCCGAACGAUACGCGGGCGGCGCCGUGCAAGGUCUCCGAGUCGAAGCUCGCGCCACUGUAAACGUGACCCUGCAGUGCUUCAACAAUCAGUUCCGCGACCCCAAGAGUGCGUUAGAUUUCCGAUGCAUCAAUAAAUUCGCUGAAGAUGACCAUAAACGUACUCGGACGUCAUGCAGCCAGGGAAUGUAUAUUUUGCACCGCCGUGUUCGGACCAAAUGUUGCAACGUGCACCUCCAAGCGGCCGACUGCAUGGUAGGUGGGAUUCGUGGGUUCCCAGCCUCUUGUCCACUCGAGUGACCGCUUAGUUGGAGUCUUCGUUCUACAGCAUGUAUGGUACCCCAAAUGGGAAACGCUGUGCAGCGCCUCGCUGCCAGUCGGGUCAAUGGCCGGGAGAUCUCGGUGAGCCACCACUCCCCGCGGCGGCCGAGGCGAAAAGUCUGUGCAACCACUGACGCUCCUUUCUGCCGUCAUCGCAUCACUUUCUGCGGGAUGUUUAUUGCGCUCUCAAGGUAUGUGACCUGACCCCACAGGGGGUUCUGCUCGCGCUCGCUCGUUGACCAGUCUCGUGAAUUCUGUGUUGGCGCAGGCGAGUUGUGCGUGCCCUGUCCCGACCCUCUAGCGCUCAAAUGCAGUAUCAAGGGUGUGUCGACGGCGUGCCGUCGCGGGCUCCUCAGGAACGGUAUUUGCGCUUUGGUCACUUGUACGGGAGCGACCUAUCCCUCGGAGUUGGGUCAGUCCUUCGUCCACCCGAGUCUCUAGAGGUCACUAAGACCGGCGCAAUUGAAACAACAUUGACUUUGGCCCCGAGACAGGCAAACUGUGCCUGCGCUGCCCCGACAAGUGGGCACUCACGUGUAACGCGACUGGUUCCUCGUCGUGUCGUACGGCAGCACCUUGUCGAAUGGAACGUGCGUCCCCUUGUGCCCGGCGCCUCGGGUGCUGGCUCAAAAUGGUCCGUCCCGGCUCUGUUUGGACCUUUCGUUCCUGGUGCGGAACCUGAGUAGAGCGCCGAAUCGACGUUUCUGCUAGGUCUCGAAUGUUGCUCGGAUGUACGUGCGACCUCGUGCGUGUCAAAGUGGGAACCUUUGUCGUGUCAAAUCGGCUACGAGGUCAAGAACGGCAUUUGCGUGGCCAUCACUUGCACCUUGCCCAACGUCAUGUCUCGGGACGGUCAGUGUCGCCACGUAGCUCGAGUCACCUUGUGUAGGAAUGAUAUCACUGACCAUAAUACCCACUUGGUGAGACCAGGCACGGGGUGCUGCCGCGAUCCCUACGCUGCCGAAUGUUCGAGUCGAACGAAUUCGACAUCCUGCGUCACCGGUUACAUCGCCGUCAACGGUGUUUGCAUCACGUCCAAUUGCACAUUGCCUUCGAUUCUUGCUCAAGAUGGUACGCCGCGAUGACCUCUCACACCCCUCUCUUAUCUCGGGAAGGGACUAAUAUCUUCGCCGGUGCUGUGCGCCAAUAGGUAUUGGAUAUUGCCGUGACCCCUAUGCGGCGUCCUGCUCCGAUCGAUUCGCCUCGACAUCGUGUGUUGCAGGCUACAUGUUGGUCGGAAAGGCCUGUCAGCAAAUGCGAUGCCCGCCGCCCGGCAUCUCGGCCGAUGACAGUGAGUGAUCCGAGUUGCAAUCAACCGCUCACCACUCCCCUAAGCCCUAAAGCACCGACGCCCCCUGUUCAAUCAGACGGCGGGUGUUGUACAGACCCGCACGCCUCGGCCUGCUGGAACAUUGGCCAGCCGAGCGCCUGCAACCCCGGAUGGGAAUACCUCGGUGGGGGCUGGUGCACGGAGAUCUACUGUCAGGCGCCCAAUCCUGUCCUGGCCGAAAAUGGUGAGUGCGGUUUCGUUCUCUCGCGCCUUCCGGAGUCAAGUGCUGAAAUCUUUUAUAAUUUGAAACAGGCGCAGGCUGCUGCUCGGACGCUUUGGCGACUUCUUGUUCGGACCCCAACACCCCAACAGAAUGCGUAUUUGGCCACAAAGUCAUUAAUAACGCGUGUACGGCCGUCGUGACGUGCAUCGAGCCGAACCCCGUCUACUCCGCCGAUGGUGAGCUCACUUACCCUUGGUGGUUCUGGCUGCGAGAGGCGCGACUGACACCGGUGAGCGCUCGGCCCUUGUCACCCAUACGACAGGCACCGGUUGCUGCGUCAACGAGUUGGCCACGGCUUGCUCGACCCCGACCUUCACCACAGCAUGCAAAGGCUGGUAUAUUGCGCGGACGGAUGGCAAAUGCUACAAGACCCAUCCCUAUUGA